This is a messenger RNA of Trichoderma atroviride IMI 206040, 2297 nucleotides long. Lineage: Eukaryota; Fungi; Ascomycota; Sordariomycetes; Hypocreales; Hypocreaceae. The record is from RefSeq and is a predicted model, not a curated record.
AUGUGUCAAUACGGUGUAAUUCUCGAUGCUGGCUCUUCGGGGACCCGUGUGUACAUCUACAAAUGGAAAGAUCCCGCCAAGGCCUUGAAGAAGGCCUCUGCCUCCGAAGCUCACAUACUACCAAAGCUGAAACUCCAUAAGAGCAAGAAGAUUCACCCGGGAGUUUCUACGUUUGCCGAAAAUGUCGCCUCCGUCGGUCCCGAUCACCUGAAAACACUCAUCAACACAGCCCUCAACGAAAUCCCGGCAUCGCAAGUCUCCGAGACACCCAUCUUCCUUCUCGCAACUGCUGGUGUUCGAUUCUUACCAAAGCACCAGCAGACGUCGCUGCUGGACGGCAUUUGCACAUACCUCAAGGCCAACACGCAGUUUCAGCUUCCCGACUGUGCGAGCAACAUUCAGGUCAUCUCGGGCGAAACAGAGGGCUUGUAUGGGUGGAUCGCUGCCAAUUACCUGCUUGGGGGCUUUGACAAACCCGACGAGCAUGCGCAUGGCAAGGGCCACCACACCUAUGGCUUUUUGGAUAUGGGCGGCGCAUCCGCGCAAAUUGCCUUUGCGCCAAACUCAACAGAGGCGGAAAGGCACUCGAAUGAUCUCAAGCUGGUCCGGCUGCGACGACUCGAUGGCUCUCCCGCUGAAUACAAAGUGUUUACGGUUUCCUGGUUAGGCUUUGGUGCCAACAAAGCACGAGAAAGAUUUGUCGAGAGUCUACAGGAGCAGUACGGCAGUGCAAAGGGCGAUAUUCCUGAUCCUUGUCUACCAAAGGGCUUGCGGACCACGCUCUCAGGCAAGCCUCUUUCAGGCAAGGCAGCGUCAGACGAUGCACUUGUUGGCACCGGCAUGUUUGAGGAGUGUCUGCGCAAAACGUACCCGUUGCUCGGCAAAGAUGCUCCAUGCGACGACGAACCUUGUUUACUAAACGGUCAACAUGUGCCUGCGAUCGACUUUGAUGUAAAUCAUUUCAUUGGCGUUUCCGAGUAUUGGCAUACGACACAUGGCGUUUUUGGCCAAGAGAGCAAAGUCUACGAUUUGAUUGCGUACGAGCAAGAGGUCAAUAAUUUCUGCAGUCAGGAUUGGUCGGUCAUCGAAAACGGGCUUGACAAGCGAAAAAAGACUUUGGAGGAAAAGGCCGAGAACGCCCGAGAGGCCUGUUUCAAGGCGUCUUGGCUGAUCAAUGUGCUGUACGAAGGUAUUGGCAUCCCCCGCAUUAGCUUAGGAGAGGCUCCCAGCCACAAAGUCAAUGCAACCAAGGCGCUGGAAAAAGCUAGCGACAAGGGAUUCCCAGACCCCUUCCAGCCAAUCGAUACGAUUGGUGGUGUUGAAGUUAGCUGGACCUUGGGCAAAAUGGUUCUCUACGCCGCUGGACAAAUCCCCCCCAAAGAGUCGCCGCUUCCUGUUGGAUUUGGAAGCAAUACAGGAUCAGAAAUUCCUGCUGAUUUUGAAUUUGCGGGGUCCAAGCCACUUUUCUCAAAUAUAGGUGACGACCAUGACGACGACGACGACGAUGAUAUCCUUACGGGUCGAUCCAAGCCCUUCUCCAGCUUUUUGGUGGUGAUGUUGAUUCUGUUCCUUAUUGCCUAUCUUCUAAGGAAAACCGAAUUGGGGUCCAGAGUGUUCAACAAGUUUUGGCGUUACCGCAAGGCCAGGAGCUCAUCGUUUGUUAGAAGGCUUUUUGGGAGAAAUUCCACGCCAUAUGAAAGAAUAUUGGAAGAAGGCGAUGUGGCAGAGUUUGAGCUUGGUGGCACAGAGUCUGAUGAAACCGAUGGCUCGGAUGGUGGCGAUGUGUCAAGGUCCGUAAGGGGUUCUCGCUUGGCUGGACCGAGAUUGAAUUUUGAGCGAUAUGACGACCUCCAGCCGCCGUCGGCAAUGGAUAGACAUGGCCUCGUUGUACGAACCGAGAGCUGCGAACGACUUGCCCCUUCGCUUCAGAUGCUAAAUGCUGGUCGUCGCAGUAGAACUGGCAGUCCGACACGGUUGAAGAAUUCCAUAAUACCCCAAGAGAGCUAGUAAUAAUGGAUGUAGGGAACGAGGAGGACAAGCUCUCCAGACAAAGAGAGUCAUGAUUGUAAUGUUUGACAUGUCAAAAGCUCAUUCGGGAUGUCACGGUUGGUCAGCUUCACUUCUUGCACAAUAGCCGUUAUAUUUUAUUUUUGGAAAACAGAUGUACAUUGGUAUUGGGUGGAUAGUAAUCAUGUCUUCAAGCCGGCUUGAGGGAAUCCGCUCGCAUUCAGAGCGUAACGAGAACCAAGUAUAGAUAGUGUUGUGCUUGAAUCACAGAUAUUUAAUUUACAGAUUAU